CAGCAGCUUUCACAUCCGGGUGUCUCUCGCUCCUCUUCACUCUCAAUCCGCUCCCCUUUCCUACGAUCUCAGCCGGGGGAGUACUGUGGGUAGAGAAGACUCCCGUGUUUCUUCUGUCGCUGUCUAGUCCAGGGACUCUCGAAGCGGCCAUUACCCGCACAGCUGGUCGCUCAUGACGCGGGCUCCGCUGAAGGUGGUGCACGGCGCCGAGCCCUCCUCGUCUGUGCGACAUCUCCGCGCUCAAGUAGCAUCGCUUGCUAACGUUAGCUAACAACAUAGAUCUCUCCGCCACUCCUGCACUCUCUCCCCAGACACGCCACUGCGCUACAGAUCCGUCAUAUCAGCGCUUGAGUGACAGCUAAGACUGGACCACGGAGGGGUUGCCGCCCUCCGGUUACUAAUCUGUUAUCGCUGGGAACGUAUCCUCCCCUAACGUUCCAUGAUAGUUAGGGCCCGUGGCUCCACAGUAGCCCCUCACUUUUAACCAAGCAAAGCAGCGUUUAAAUGACAAACAAUUCCUUCGCGUCCACUUUUGGAGUCGCUUUCUUUUCUACCUCAACACCCCGAUGCCUGCUCGGUCCUCCUCGUAACCUCAGCUCUUGAUUCCCAACUCCUCGGGACCGAUCCAGCUGCCACUGACAAUCCGGUGAGGGAGAGCUGCCCGGCCGUCCUUCUGUCCACGCGCUCCUCGUGUCACUUCUUUCAGUGCAGAAGGAAGAUAACCGACCUGUUUGUUAGAACCUCUUCUUGGUCUACAACUGCAACCCAGUCCAGAUUCUCCGUGACCGCCCCGCUCCCUCCGAGCCACGGUACUCGCCAUGCCGGGUCCGGUGGCCGGUAGCAAGUCCCGAGUGUACGCUGAUGUCAAUUUGCUCAAGAGCCGGGAUUACUGGGACUACGAGGCCCACAUACCCAACUGGAACAACCAGGAGGACUACCAGCUGGUCCGUAAACUGGGCAGAGGGAAGUACAGUGAAGUGUUCGAGGCCAUCAACAUCACCAACAAUGAGAAGGUGGUGGUCAAGAUUUUGAAGCCGGUCAAGAAAAAGAAAAUCAAGCGCGAGAUCAAAAUCCUGGAGAACCUGCGUGGUGGGACCAACAUCAUCCGACUGGUGGACACAGUCAAAGACCCUGUGUCAAGAACUCCCGCACUCGUCUUUGAAUGCAUCAAUAACACAGACUUCAAGGAGUUGUACCAGAAGUUGACAGACUAUGAUAUCCGUUUUUAUAUGUAUGAACUACUGAAGGCUCUGGACUACUGUCACAGUAUGGGAAUCAUGCACCGUGACGUCAAACCCCACAAUGUGAUGAUUGACCACCAGUUGAGAAAGCUGCGCCUUAUAGAUUGGGGAUUGGCUGAGUUCUACCACCCUUCCCAGGAAUACAAUGUCAGAGUGGCGUCACGAUACUUCAAAGGUCCCGAGCUCCUGGUGGAUUACCAGAUGUAUGAUUACAGUCUAGACAUGUGGAGCUUGGGCUGUAUGCUUGCCAGUAUGAUCUUCCAGAAAGAGCCCUUCUUCCAUGGGCAGGACAACUAUGACCAGCUGGUGCGAAUUGCCAAAGUUCUGGGGACCGAUGAGCUGUUUGGCUACCUGCGUAAAUACCACAUUGAACUGGAUCCACGCUUCAAAGAUCUGCUCGGACAACAGAGCAGGAAGCGCUGGGAACAGUUUGUGCAGACUGAGAACCAGCACUUGGUGAGUCCUGAAGCUCUGGACCUGCUGGACAAGCUGCUACGUUACGACCACCAACAGAGACUGACUGCCACAGAGGCCAUGGAGCACCCAUAUUUUUACCCUGUAGUAAAGGAGCAGUCUCUGUCAAACUCUGACAACAUGGUUUCUAGUGGCAACACCACAGCUCGAUGAAACACAGAAAGGGGAAAGAAGAAGGAUGUUUGUUACCUCAACUUUGUCCGCGGUUGUGACAGUAACUUUGACAAGUGUACAGUGACAAUGGAUCAAAGUAACUCAGACCAGUUAUUCACAGAUAUGUGCAUACAGACACACACACGAACGCACACACACACGCAGGCAGGUAUACACACACCCUCCUCCUCUGUAUCAGUCUGUGAUUGGCUUGUUCUGGUGUCCUGUCCAGCAGCCUGACCAAUGAGCUUGAAGCUGGUACUCCCCUCCCACCCUCAUCCCCUCAGAUGGUCGCUUUCCUCCCAUGUCAGUCUCAUGUACAAGGACAAACUACUGUUAAAGACACUUCAAGUCCUGUUCUGUCACUCCCGACCCCGCCAUCCUUCCUUUAUAUCAACCCCUCUCUUUGUUCGCAUCAGCAUGGAAGAUGGACAGGAGUGUGACCCUGUACAAGCCACCACCACCAGCCCCCUCCCACCAGACAUGUUCCUCCAUGCAUCUGUCUGUCUGUCCUCCUUGCCAUCGUGUAUUCUGACAGACAAACGUCUUAGCACUACUCCAGUUCUGAAAGUGGCAUGGUGGACUCUCUCUAGCUAGAAUGAUAAUAAUAUUAAUGAAGAAUAAAUGAUUUUUAUUUAGAUGAA
This is a messenger RNA of Dunckerocampus dactyliophorus (ringed pipefish), 2512 nucleotides long. It is a transcript of the gene csnk2a2b, whose product is annotated as casein kinase 2, alpha prime polypeptide b. Lineage: Eukaryota; Metazoa; Chordata; Actinopteri; Syngnathiformes; Syngnathidae. The transcript has 12 exons. The record is from RefSeq and is a predicted model, not a curated record. Gene Ontology annotation, molecular function: ATP binding; protein serine/threonine kinase activity. Gene Ontology annotation, biological process: regulation of chromosome separation; protein phosphorylation. Gene Ontology annotation, cellular component: cytosol; nucleus; protein kinase CK2 complex. The coding region runs from base 819 to 1868 and encodes 349 amino acids.